This is a messenger RNA of Exophiala xenobiotica, 1845 nucleotides long. RefSeq lists its product as uncharacterized. The transcript has 3 exons. Bases 1 to 1845 code for a protein of 614 amino acids. The record is from RefSeq and is a predicted model, not a curated record. NCBI's taxonomy places the organism in Eukaryota, Fungi, Ascomycota, Eurotiomycetes, Chaetothyriales, Herpotrichiellaceae.
AUGCGGUCGCCGCCAGGACUCGUCUUGAUGCUCUGGCUUCUGAUUGCUCUGGCGCUUUUCGUUGUCACUCGAGUAUCUCCUUCACGAAAUGGCCCAGUCGCAGCGCGCUUGUACGACUGGGGCCUCUUCGGACUUUUUCCGAGGCAGUCAUAUAAAUCAUCUGAUUUGAGACCACCACUGCUAAACUAUGCCAGAAGGGACAGACGAUGCGACAGCGGGUUUAGCGUUAUCGGACCUCGAGGGACCAUGGUCUCAACACCUGGGCCUGUCAUUCUGGACUGGCAAGGCGAAUUGAUCUGGAUGGAAGACCAAGGUCGAGACUAUUUGACAUUCUGGAUCGGCUCAGAUACCGGGACUUUCGGGACGGGGAAAUAUGUCAUGCUUGAUCAAAGCUAUCAAGUGUACAAGACGAUCUCUGCAACAAAUGAUCUCGAUGGAGAUUUGCACGAAUUCAAGAUCACCGAGAACGGCACAGCAUUGAUGACCGUCUACAAAGGGACCACCGCCGACUUGACUGCUUUUGGGAUUGCGUCGCAAGGCUGGAUAUACGACAGUAUAUUCCAAGAGAUCGAUAUUGAGACGGGAGAGCUUCUGUUCGAGUGGCGUGCAUCCGAGCACUACCGUAUCGAAGAUACCUUCCACACCAUCGAAGCCGAGGCGCGACGACCAGACUCAUCUGACAGGACAGACAGCGCCAUAGGGAUGGAAAGCAAGUCAGCGUGGGAUUUCUUCCACAUAAACAGCGUCGACAAGGACACGCAAGGCAACUACUACAUUUCAUCUCGCUACAUGCACUCGAUAACGUGCAUCAGCCCUUCAGGCGAGAUUGUCUGGAUCCUCGGCGGCAAGCAAAAUCAGUUCACUGAUCUCUCCAACGGAGCAGCCACCAAUUUCAAAUUCCAACACCAUGCCAGGGUUCACGAGAACAAUAUUCUGACCAUCUUCGACAAUGGGAAAUACGAUGCGCGUUCAGAUAAUGCCGAGUACAGUCGCGGUCUGUUGGUUCGGCUAGACCUCGCAAAUAUGACAGCAACGGUGCUUCAAGAGUACGUCCACCCGGACAGAGUCCUUGUUGGCAGCCAGGGAUCGGUACAGCUGCUUCCAGACUCGCGCCACGCAGUAGUAGGCUGGGGAUAUGUACCGGCUUUCACAGAAUUCGACACGGACGGCUCCGUGCUUUGCGACGUGCACAUUGCACCUUCAAUCAAUUAUCGCACAUUUCGCACUUCGUCGUGGGUGGGAAAACCCUCAACACAGGCAGAUGUGUAUCUCCGGCCCCGCGAGGGAAGGCUGUAUGUGAGCUGGAACGGCGCGACUGAAGUCGAUCGCUGGCUUCUCCAGGGCCGCGAGAUCAUCGAUCAAGCUGCCCUCUACGUCGACCUCGCCUCCGUCAAAAAGGAAGGCUUCGAGUCAUCCAUCGAGAUCUCUAGUGAUAUGCCCUUGUUUGUGCGACUGGCUGCUCUGGACAAAGGUGGAAAUGUACUCGGCUAUAGUGUGGAGCUUAGUCGCAAGAUCGGCAAUGCGCCGUCAGAGUUGCCUCAGCUCAUGGUACUUUUGGUCCUGAUGGCAUGCCUUGCGUAUUAUCUCUGGAGGGUCAGAGCCUCGAUUCCUGGGCUGGCGAAGGCAAGGGACAUACUGGACGGGGUGGGAGGUCGGAAGUUGAAGGCGGCUCUGGCCUUUCCGAAACGAAGUUCGAUCACGAAGUGUGAAGCCGACGACUGGGCUGAAGAGUGUAGUGUGGGCGAGAGUGGACGGACAGAUGUGGAAGGGGGUUUGGCAUACACCCAUGAAGGCGGCUUUAGGGAUGAAGAGCUUCAACCAUUGUAUCACGAAGAGGGUAUGUAG